CAAUAACAAAUGUCAUCAAGAAGACUCCCUACAACAUCAAUAAAAUUCGCUCCUUGCUGCUUCCGUCAAAACCCAAUGUUAUUUUUACUUUUGUGUCAAUUAAAACAUUAGAGUAAAAUAACUUUUUUUUCAUCAUUAUUAAAGUCAUGGAACUUUUCAUAUGGAUGUGUAUUGUUUAUUCUAUAAUUUUGCAAAGCUUUGUAGUUAGUUCUGAAGGAGAUGAAGAACAUGACGAUCUUUCAGAAAUUCUUGAAAAUGAUUAUCAACAUGUCAACUAUAUUAAUAAUGGUUUUCAAUUUCUACCAAACAUCAACGAAAUGGAAGAAAAAUUUGAUGAAAUAAUGACGCUUAGUGAAAUACAUCAAAUUGAUAACCUGGCUCAAUUAUAUAUUUUAAAACCAUGCUUGGCAAAAAGAUGCUACAACGGUACAAUGUGCGUUGUUAUUGAUAAUGAUCUUAAAAAGGAUGCAUUGAACCGAACUAAAUGUGUAUGCCCAACAAAAUGUGAAAAUGUUGAAAAGCCUGUUUGUUGCAGCAAAGGGGUUACUUACAAAAAUAAGUGUGAGGCACACAAGAAAGCAUGCAAACUAAAUGAACACAUUGAAAUAGCUUAUGAAGGAAACUGUAUUGCAAAAAAUACAUGCAGCUUUGAUGACUUGAAUUCAUUUAUUCCCCGUUUUUUGGAGUGGAUGAGAUCAGUUCGAGAAGAGUAUUUAUAUGGAGACCUAAUCAUUAAAACAAACUCUCUGGAUUUCGGAAGCAACGAAGGAGAGCAUGUUGUUGAAUGGAUGUUUAAAUAUUUUGAUGAAAGCAAAGAUGAUAUAAUAGGUCCAAUAGAAAUUUCUAAUUUGUUAAACAGUCUGAUGUCAAUGGAACCUUGCAUCAAAGAUUUCAUUAACGAAUGUGAUAGUGAUGGAAAUGGUCAUAUCUUUUUUUCUGAAUGGAAAAAAUGCUUGCUACCAGGAUCUAAUUCGGUGGAGGAUACAUUUUUUGACAAUAUUUAAAGUAUUUUAUGAGGCAUGUAUAUUUAUAAUAUAGCUUUUUUUAAUAUUUACUUAAAAUAAAUUUUUAAUGA
Molecule: messenger RNA, 1075 nt
Organism: Hydra vulgaris (swiftwater hydra)
Lineage: Eukaryota; Metazoa; Cnidaria; Hydrozoa; Anthoathecata; Hydridae
Product: SPARC
Biological process (GO): anatomical structure development
Molecular function (GO): collagen binding; protein binding; extracellular matrix binding
Source: RefSeq, a predicted model, not a curated record